AUGUGUGGUUUUCGAAAUGACGAACUGCUUGAUCGACUGGAGAGGAGUCUAUACGACAAAGCCCUGAACGCGGUUAAAAGUCUGCUUUUGCAUCCGGACAACGUUCCGGUGAUCAUAAGCCGAUUGAAAACCCUUUUUGGAAAUCCGGAGUCCAUAGUGGAAACGAUGGUGCAUAGAGUCAGGAUGAUGCCACCACCAAAGGCUGACAAAAUGGAAACGAUUGUCGAUUUUGGUGUUGCCGUGCAAAACUUGUGCGCUACAAUACAGGUGUGCCGAAUGGAUGAGCGGUUCUACAACGUUGCUUUGCUGCAAGAGCUUGUGGACAGCUUACCGUCAACCUUAAAAAUGAAUUGGGCAUUCUAUCGGAAACAGAGUGGAGCAUGUACAUUGCUGGAUUUUAACGAAUGGCUCGGACAAAUGGUGGAGGCUUUAAGUCAAGUGAUCAGACCGCACGUGUGGACUAAAUCGAACAAACUCGAGAAGAGAGGCCGAAACGAAGAAGCGCAUAUCCACCUGCACUCUGCAACCCCGCCUAGAGAAGAAAACCGCACAGCGUGUUUGGCAUGCUCGAAAGAGUGCGAAGAUCUCGACAAAUGUAGUAGUUUUCUCAACAUGACGCCAAGUGCACGAUGGACGCUGAUCAAUCAAAAGAAGAUUUGUCGAAAAUGUUUGACCAAGCACUUUAAAACUUGUGACAGGAAAAUCCCUUGUGAUCAAAAUGGAUGUAGCUACCUUCAUCACCCGUUGUUGCACGACGACAGCAAACACGCGAGACAGCUGCCAAACAGUUCAUUGCAAAACACCUCUUGUAACACUCAUCACUGUUCGCUUGGGGGAGUACUGUUGAAGUACAUUAGAAUCACGGUACAUGGAAAGGAGAAAUUCAUUACCACCUACGCCUUCCUUGACUCAGGAUCGACCUCCACUCUGAUGGAACAUAGUCUGUGGGAGGAGUUGAAUCUUAACGACGAGAAAACUCCGUUGUGUAUGUCUUGGACUGGUGGUCAAGGCAGAUACGAAGAAGAAUCGGUUAAAUUUGCGAUUGACAUCGCGGGUUCCCAAACUCCCACUCAACGCUUUCAUCUGUCGAAGGUACACACAGUACGAAGCUUAGAUCUUCCUUCUCAAUCGAUAGCGAUUUCGGAUCUGGUGAAACAUUACGGACAUCUCUCUGGUCUUCCUAUCGCAUCCUAUGCUGAAGUUAAACCGCGAAUCCUGUUGGGUGUAGACAACACUAGGUUGGAGUAUCCACUCGACUCAAGAGAAGGGAGUGAAAAUCAGCCUACCGCCGUAUUGACUCGACUAGGUUGGCUAGUUUACGGUCCGUGCUCAGUAGUAAAACCAUCAACGUCCAGCAGCGAUAGUACGUACAGCUAUCACAUCUGCCAGUGCGAUGCGUUGAACUCUACUGUUAAGAACUAUUUCUCCCUGGAUAGCCUCGGAGUUCAGCUUACUGGGAAGUCGCUGAUGUCAAAAGAUGAUGAACGGGCGAUGACGUUACUGCAGUCGAACACGAAGCAACUAGGAAGAAAAUUCGAGACCGGUUUACUGUGGCGGUAUGAUGACAUCCAGCUGCCAGACAGUAAACCUAUGGCUUUGAAGCGUCAUGAGUGUUUGGCCAAGCGCUUGGUACGGGAACCAGAAUUGGCAAGAGUUCUCCAGGAGAAGAUAGCGGACUACAAAGCGAAAGGAUAUAUUCGAAAACUUUCGAAGCAAGAAGAAGCAAUGCAUAAGGGACGCUCGUGGUACCUGCCGAUCUUUCCAGUUGUAAAUCUCAAUAAACCAGGAAAGCUUCGCAUGGUUUGGGACGCAGCAGCCAAGCGAUUUCGUGAGUAUCGUAUAGCGGUCUCAGGGGAUAUUCGCGAGAUGUUCCAUCAAUUGCAGAUCAACAACGAAGAUCAGCAUUGCCAAAGGUUUUUGUGGAAUGAUGGAAUCCUCAGCGAUACCCCAACGGUUUACAUCAUGCAGGUGAUGACGUUCGGUGCGAGUUGUUCUCCCAGCAGCGCACAGUACGUCAAGAAUCUAAACGCACGUCGAUUUAAGAACCAGUUUCCAGAAGCAGUGGAGGCGAUCUGUAACGGAACUUACGUCGACGAUAUGCUUUAUAGCGUCGAAUCGGAAGAAGAGGCGGUGAAACUGGCGCAGGAUGUACGGUUCAUACACGCUGAAGGAGGGUUUGAAAUCCGGGGAUGGUUGUCGAAUUCGAAAAAAGUUAUUGAUGUCAUGGGUGAUCACAGUUCUUCUCAAAAGGAUUUGAACAAGCCUGGGGAGCUAGCAACCGAGAAAGUUCUGGGCAUGUGGUGGGAUACUGUCAGUGAUACGUUCACAUUCAAAAUUCCGCAACGAUGCAAGCACGAGCUGUUAUCUGGACAGGAAGCCCCAACCAAACGGGAGGUGCUGCGAAUCCUCAUGUCAGUCUAUGAUCCGAUUGGGCUUCUCGCAAAUGUGCUGAUGUUCUUGAAAGUCCUACUUCAAGAUAUUUGGCGUUCUAAUGUUGGCUGGGACGAACCAAUAGCAGAUCAGCAACUCGAGAAGUGGAGAACAUGGCACAGUGUGUUACACAACGUCGAAACAGUUUCCGUUCCUCGGUGUUAUCGAACGAUGACAACGUCGUCAGCCAAAUCCAAUGAAAUCCAACUGCAUGUAUUCGUCGAUGCAAGCGAAAACGGAUACGCAACAGUCGCCUACUUUCGGUACGAAGAGGGCAACACGAUAGAGUGUGCCUUCGUCACUGCCAAAACUCGUGUAGCGCCACUAAAGUACGUUUCGAUUCCCCGACUGGAGCUUCAAGCAGCAGUGAUUGGAACACGCCUGGCGAAGGCGAUAGGAGAAACGCAUCGAAUAGCAGUACAAAAACGGUUUUUUUGGACUGAUUCGAGAGAUGUUCUUUGUUGGCUGCGUUCGGAUCACAGGAAAUACAGCAAGUACGUCGGCGCCAGAGUUGGCGAAAUUUUGGAAAACAGUGAACUUUCGGAAUGGUUCUGGGUUCCGACAAAAAUGAAUGUCGCAGAUGAAGGCACGAAGUGGCAAAGAAUUCCUGAUAUUUUGCCAUCAAGCCGAUGGUUUAACGGGCCUUUCUUCAUGUGGCAGCAGCGAAGUUCGUGGCCACCUCAGCCGAUGAAUCACGGAACUACCACAACAGAAAUCAACCAUUCGGUAAACCUUCAUGCUGUUCGAGUUCCAGUCAUUAACUUUGCUAAAUAUUCGAGCUGGCGAAAGCUUGUCCGAGUUGUUGCUUAUAUGCGCCGGUUUUACAGCAAUAUUCGGGCUAGAAUACAUCAGAGUACACCCACGAUCGGAAUCCUCAAACACAAGGAGUUAUCUGAAGCCGAAAACUUGAUCUAUAUACAAGCACAGCUAGAUGAGUUUAGUAAAGAAAUGUCCUUGCUAUUGCGUUCCAAGGAUGUGGACGGAAGAAAGGUAGCUCGUAUUCCCAAGCACAGUUCGAUCUACACAUGCUCACCGUUCCUAGACGAUAAUGGGGUACUUCGCAUGCUUGGAAGGGCGGCUGGUUGCCAAUUGAUACAGCCAGGCUCCGCUCAUCCUAUACUGCUACCGAAUAAACACCCGAACACACUUAUCGUACGUUUCUUUCAUGAGCGCUACCAUCACCUGAACCAUGAAACAGCAGUUAACGAAUUGCGCCAGAAGUACCGAGUCCCGAAGUUGCGAAGAGUCUGCUACAAGGUACGGCAAGAAUGUCAGACCUGUAUGAAUGCUAGGGCUCGUCCGCGACCGCCCAUUAUGGCUGACCUUCCGCUGGCAAGGCUUGCAGCAUAUUCUCGACCAUUUUCCUAUGCUGGUGUCGACUACUUUGGCCCGAUGCAGGUAGUCGUUGGUAGACGCGUUGAGAAGAGAUGGGGUGUACUCAUCACGUGCCUAGUAGUCCGUGCCGUCCAUAUAGAGAUCGCCCACACGCUUAAUAGCAGUUCCUGUAUCAUGGCGUUGCGGAACUUCAUGGCCAGGCGUGGAUCGCCUUUAGAACUAUUCAGUGAUCGUGGAACUAAUUUCGUUGGAGCAAAUCGUGAACUGACCGAAGCAAUUCGCUCUCUAGAUCAGGAGAAGCUCAUGCAAGAGCUCGAAACCCCAGAUACCAAGUGGACGUUCUUGCCACCGAGUAGCCCACACAUGGGUGGAAGUUGGGAAAGAUUGGUGCAGUCUGUUAAGAGAGUACUGAAUAAUAUGAAGCUUCCAAGAUUGCCAACCGACGAAGUUCUCAGGAACAGCCUCAUGGAGGUGGAGAAUAUCCUAAAUUCGCGGCCCUUAACUUACGUACCCAUCGAGGAUGUCGAACAUGAAGCCAUCACACCCAACCACUUUUUGUUAGGUUCAUCCAGUGGUUCCAAACCAUUACUUCCCUACGACGAAAGCCUCGCUACGCUAUCGAACUCUUGGAAAACAUCACAAACUCACGCGAAUUUGUUCUGGAAGAGAUGGUUACGAGAGUAUUUGCCGUCGAUAAAUCGCCGCACAAAAUGGCAUUACCCAGCUAAACCAAUCCAGAUUGGUGAUGUUGUCGUCAUUGUCGAUCCAGAUCUGCCAAGAAACACGUGGCCCAAAGGACGUGUUGUGGACGUCAAGCUGAAGGAUGGACAAGUUCGAAGUGCAACAGUGAGGACAACAGCGAACAUUUUCGAACGCCCAGCAGUCAAGCUGGCGGUUCUAGAUGUCGGUGCAACAGCGAAUACACAGGAACCCGGAGCCUGUGUACUGGGGGGGGGAGUGUUACGCAACAUGCGAACGCGCCUCCGUUUUCAAUUUACCCUCAACGAGGUCAGCCGCCCCAGCUGCAAGCGGGACAGCGGGUAA
Molecule: messenger RNA, 4809 nt
Organism: Topomyia yanbarensis
Lineage: Eukaryota; Metazoa; Arthropoda; Insecta; Diptera; Culicidae
Exons: 1
Coding region: 1-4809 (1602 amino acids)
Biological process (GO): DNA integration
Molecular function (GO): nucleic acid binding
Source: RefSeq, a predicted model, not a curated record